Messenger RNA from Stegostoma tigrinum, 2361 nucleotides. Its product is annotated as T-complex protein 11-like protein 1. Gene Ontology annotation, biological process: regulation of sperm capacitation. Bases 145 to 1650 code for a protein of 501 amino acids. Gene Ontology annotation, cellular component: acrosomal vesicle; sperm flagellum. NCBI's taxonomy places the organism in Eukaryota, Metazoa, Chordata, Chondrichthyes, Orectolobiformes, Stegostomatidae. The transcript is spliced from 11 exons. The record is from RefSeq and is a predicted model, not a curated record.
AAACGAAAAAAGAAAUGUUAAAAUGCAAAUAUGGGAAAUCUGAAGUACCACCAGAAAUUACGAGGAGCAUACCGUGCAGAUCAGUGUCUGAGCCGGGAAGAUUAAUUUUCUGUCUGGUUUAGAAAGGGGGAAAGCCCAGACAAAAUGCCCAACAGUGAGGACACAAGCGAUGCCUGUAGCAAAGGUCAUGAGGAGCCGAAGGACAGAGGAGCUUUGGUUGAUGAAGCCAAAUCUCCAACAGGAAAAGGUGACACCACCAUGCCUGGCCUCUGCAAGCCAGGCAUUCCAUGCUCCAGUCCUCCAAGACUAGUAUCCAUGACGGAAGUUCUGGAAACAGCACGGGAUGUGUCUAACAUGGCCAUUGCACACGAAAUUGUUAUAAACAGCAACUUCCAGAUCCAGAAGAUGGAAUCUCCUCAAAACAGUUUAGAAAGGAAAGUGAAGGAGAUUGUGCACAAAGCCUUCUGGGAUAGCUUGCAGGCCCAGUUGGACGAGAAACCACCACAGUACACUCAGGCCAUCAAGCUGCUGCAAGAAGUUAAAGAGUCACUAUUGUCUCUCCUGCUUCCUGGCCACACCCGUUUGAGGAUCCAGAUUAAUGAAGUGCUGGAUAUGGAGCUGAUCGAGCAACAAGCUAAGCACGAUGCAUUGGAUAUCCAGCGAUUGGCUGGCUUCAUCGUAGGCAUGAUGGCAAACCUAUGUGCCCCAGUCAGGGAUAUGGAGAUUAAGAAGCUGAAAGGCCUCACAGAGACUGUAUCUCUCUUCAGGGAAAUCUUCCGUGUGCUUGACCUGAUGAAGGUCGACAUGGCGAACUUCACCAUGAAGGCCUUGAAGCCUCACCUACAGCAAGAGUCCAUUCAGUACGAGCGCAGCAAGUUCCAGGCAUUCCUUGACAAACAGCCUAAUGGUUUGGAGCACACAACUGCUUGGUUAAAGACAGCAAUUGAGAAAACUGUCAAUUCAGUCUCACCAUCUCGUGGUCACUGUCCAGCAGCAGUGAGCCCAAUAGUGGUGCUGAAUCAAGGCUACAUGAACUUGUUGACGUGGGAUCAGGACACCAACAUGUAUCCAGAGACUCUGUUGAUGGACAGAUCACGUCUCCAGGAGCUACAGCAGAGAGUUGAUCAGCUGAUUCUGGUGGCCUCCAUCCUAUUGGUAACCAGUAAUACGGUGGGAGCAGCCAUUUGUGGUUUGCCUGGGUUUGUAGAUAAACUAAAGCAGGUCACUUGUGCCCUGAUGGAUGGGCUGAACUGCAAGUUAGAAGAUGCUCUACUUGCAGUAUGCGACCAGAUACACAGAGAGCUCGUCAAGUCACUUCCUGUUUAUGGCUACUCUCCUCUGACAAAUGAGCAGGGAGUCAUCUUAAAAGGACAAAUCCGCAGCAUUUCACAGAGAGAUAAUGUCAUUCGGAACCUGAUUGGUGAGCGGAUUCAUUCAUACCUGAAGGGUUUUCUCAACUCCUCAAGCCCACAGAAUGGCUUUCGUGCUCUUCCUGGUGGUCUUGCUCCAAUUCAGGCAGAGCUGAAGGAGAUUGGUGGCUCCUUCAGUCAUAUUCUCCACCACAACAGGAUGGUAUUUGGACCCUUUUACUCCAGCAUUCUGGCGAAGCUGCUGUUCGCUGAUGGUGAUGCCGGGAUGGACUCUCGCUGAGUCUGGGUGCAGGAACCCACAGUCAAUUGAUGGUCUAUUGCUUGCACCAGCAAAAAACAAACAAUUCACCUUUAACUGGUUGGAACUCGGGCUUCCCUUAUUAUCGCAUGUCUACUCGAAUCUGAACACCAACAAAUCAUCCAAAGAAGCUGUUCAAAGCAAUGGUGCUGCAGAACAUGCUGCCUUCUGCCAAGGAUGACUCCGAGCUAGCUCUCUCCUGGCUUCUCCACAAAGAAGAUCUAUCUGACCUGCUAUUGCUGCCUCCUGCUGGAGCAGAAAACGCAAAUUCAGUCUGUAAAUACUUUAAUUGCACUAUUAUAAUUUUAAUAAGCUUUCAUGAGGUGAUAAAUAAAUUCUCCAUAUGGGGUGAGACAGAGAAUAUCUAAGCUUUGAGUUUCAAGAAUUGCUAUGUAAUCAGGGUCAUAAGAUAAAUCUAUUCACUGAUUUUGUUCUAAAAUAUUAAUGUUGACUACGCUUGUUGCCUCAUGUUUGUUUCAUUGUCCUCUCUAUCACUGUAUAUGUUUCAUGAUGCUGUUACAACAGAUUAUUUUUUUCACUGCAAGGUUAAAAACUGGGAAUGUUUGUAGUCUGAAAAAGAAAUAGAAAUUUCUGAAAACAGACUGUAAAUCCUGUAAAGGGAAAAAUUAAGUUCAGAUUUUGAAUGGUAAAUCCUGAUCAGGGUCUGGGUUUGGGGCUAAAUCCUGGUCAGAG